GUCCCUCGAGUUGUUCCGUAGUUUUCAGCCAUGGCUUCCUCAGAGCCGCAACCUCGGUUCGGUCAGUCUGUUAAAAGUUUGUUGUCAGAUAAAGUCGGUUCUUGCAGUGGAGAUGUGAUUGCUCUUACACGCCAGGUAUUAAAGGGAUCUCGUAGCCAAGAGCUGCUCGGUCAGGCAGCAAGAAAUAUGGUUAUUCAAGAAGAUGCCAUUCUCCACUCUGAGGAUAGUCUAAGGAAAAUGUCCAUAAUAACUACUCAUUUGCAAUACCAGCAAGAAGCCAUCCAAAAGAAUGUUGAGCACUCCAGAAACCUUCAGGACCAGCUUAGACACUUGCUAAAAUAAGGCAUGGGCAAGCUACGUUGUUGACAUGUUCAACUUGGACUUUGGUUUGUUCCUCGCACCUUGUGCAGGGUUUUGCACUCCAAAGACACGCAAUUGCCUCUCAAUAACCCUCAUGACCUUGAGGUAACAUCUUGUGUAUAGGAUUGAUUUCUGUUUUUUGUUUAAUUUCCUAACUAACAUUCAGUUAAAUUAGAUCAUAUUGAUUUUUAAUGAAAAAAUGGGUAGUGUCAGUAGUUAUGGACAUGGACAGCAGUAAUCUAAUUACUGACCUUAUUCUGAAUAAGACGAUAUUCUGAUUAAGGUGUUUACAUGAGUCGCUUUUAGAAUAUUCCGUUCAUGUUCCCGCUUUACAUGUUAUAGAACAUAGAUGGAUUAACAGCACACGUCAUUAUGUCACCGCGCUACGCCAUCCGACAUUCCUCCAGAAUUUCACGUAUCAACAUACAGUUGGUCUUCGUUAUUGUACCGUAUACAGUUUUGGGUGUUUCAUUUUUAAUUUCACAAAGCUUCAACUGCAACUCCAACUGUUGAUUAUUAGUCAUGCUGUACGUGCAAAUAGACAACUGCUUGAAGCCGUGGGCUGCGUCCCAAACCGCGUACUUACCUACUAUAUAGUAGCUCAGAUAUAUGUAUUUCAUCUACUAUAUAGUAGGUAAGUACGCGGUUUCGGACGCAGCCGUGCUCUCUUGUUUGCCGUCAAAUGGUUGAGCACUGCUGUGUGUGUGUCGUGUGUGAUCGAUCAUGUCCUGUCGCAAAAUGCGGUGAAAACUCCCACACGACGUUAAUAGUGUGAUUAAGGUGUGUACAUGUCUGUAAUGCACUUCGAUAAUGUGACUAAAACAGGAAUACUCCACAUGUCUUAAUUCCAUUGUGUUUACAUCAAGUAUGACUUUAGUCGGGUUAAGGUAAUUAAAAAUUGCUGUUUACAUGGUAGUUUCUUAAUCAGAGUAUUGUCUUAAUCGGGUUAAUAUCAUAUUAUUGUUGUCCAUGUAAACUUACUGAGUGUUAAAUGAGCAUGCUUUUUUUUUUGGGGCGUGGUGGCAAGCAUAAACAACAGUUAACCCAGAUCUACUUAUUUGUUAAUAUAUUGACUUUUUUAUUUUAAUGAAUACAUUUGUCUUGUAUAAACAUUGUUAUAUAUUUGAGUGAGAUCACGUUCUCUACAGGAGUAUGCCAGUAGAAUGUGUAAUAAAGCCUCAUGCACAUGUAAUAGCACUAGCACUUCAGCAAGGUCAAACAGAUGUCUGUCCUAGAGCAUAUCCUUGAUCAUUACUCCCAGAAAGCUUUGGGUUACACUUCAGGGUUUUCACUUAUCUCUCUGCAAGCUGUGCGCACAAGCAUUUAGACACAACCACCUUUAGUGUGCAAAAAAAAAAGAAAGAAAUAACACAGGAUCAACUCUUAAAAAUUCUUUAGUUUAUAAAUUACAUAAAUGGAAAUGCAUUAUCUUCACAUUUAUCACAUGUUUCUCUAUAUAUUAGAAAGGUUCUAAUGCUGUUCAGAGUACUGUGGUCCCAAAUGUAGACUAGGUUUUUGUACAACCCUAAUUCCAAAAAAGUUGGGAAGCUGGGUAAAAUGUAAAUCAAAACGAUGCAACGAUUUGCAAAUCUCAUAAGCCCAUAUAUCAUUUACAGUAGAACAUAGAAAACAUAUCAACUGUGUAAACUGAGGAAAUAAGGUUAUUUUGAAUUUCAUGACCGUCUCAAUAAAAAGUUGGGACGGGGCAAUAAAAGGCUGGAAAAGUAAGUGUUACUAAAAAGAAACAGCUGGAGGAACAUUUUGCAACUAAGAUACUCUUAAGAUACUCUUUUUAUACCCAAUCAUGUUAAUGACCUGCUGCCAAUUAACCUCCAGCUGUUUCUUUUUAGUAACACUUACUUUGCCAGCCUUUUGUUGCCCCGUCCCAACUUUUUUGAAAUGUGUUGCGGCCAUGAAAUUCGAAAUUACCUUUUCUUUUUUUUUUUCUUCUAAAAGUGGUACAUUUCCUCAGUUUAAACAUUUGAUGUUUUCUGUUCUAUUGUCAAUAACAUAUGGGUUUAUGAGAUUUGCAAAUCAUUGCAUUCUGUUUUUAUUUACAUUUUACACCAGCAUCCCACCUUUUUUGGAAUUGGGGUUGUAGUACUUUUACAAAUUUGAUACAAAAUAUGCUAAUUGCCAUUCCAACCUGUUUUGGUCUGUCAAUGCUUGUUAAAGGCCUCAAACGAAGAGUAUGAAAAGAAUGUCAUCUGAGCUUGUAAAACUGUGUAGUUCAUGUAGAUAAUUUUUGGAUUGAAGAUCUCGAUCGCUGAAGUUGAUUUGCACCAACAUGCUUUAUGUCUGUUUCUAAAUGGUUGUAACUUUCUGGGCAUACAUUUAAAGACUAUUUAAGACUGUUUCUGUUUUAACCGAUUUACACUUUUUAGCAAGUACAUUGCUGUGUCGCAUACAGAGUGAAGUUAUUAGUUUUCUUCUCCAAAGGCUUCAAGAUUAUAUUACUGUCAAUAUAUAAUUUAGUUGAGAUGUUUGGAUGCUUUUUUUAAACAUACUUUCUUCCUUGGUGACCUGGUUAAAAAAAAAAAAAUCAGCUUGGUCUGACCAGCUCCCAAAACACAGACUGAGCUGGUUAAACUGCUAGACCUUAACACCUGCUGGGAAGUGCUGAUAGAAGGGAAAUAGUUUCUGAAUUACUAUUACCAAUGUCACCUUGUAGACGGGUCUACCAGUUUGACUAGCUCUGCCUGUGUUUUAUUAGUGAUAGUGUGAGUGAGAGUCAGCAGUCAGAGGGAGUGUACAGACUUUCGCUGUCUCUUGCUUCCAUUCUGAUACCAUGAUUUGGUAUGUCAGCUACGGUUUACACCGUAGGCCGAAUAGUGUAGCAUAAGCAUAUACAUAGGGAUAACUUUCGUUGGUUUAGUGCAUGUGAAUGCCACUUGAUAAUUUGAUGUAACUUAUGACCUGUUUAACAGUUAACACUGCCUUAGUUAAAACCUGUUGGUGCCCCUGAGAAACUGAGAAUUCUGAGAAUCCAUCUUUAUCAGUCCUCAAGGUCCAACAGAGAGAGGGGGGGCUUUAUGCCAGGUAAUGCAGUGGAGAGAUAAAGAAAAGUUGGUCCUGUCUGUUUGCACAGAGAUUCACAUAGGCCUGCCUUAAACUUAAGUUGGUAACAUUUGUUUAUUCUGGAAAUGUGUUUCUGUUUUUAAAUAAAUAAAAUUCAUGGAUUAUUAUUGUGUAAAAA
Messenger RNA from Ictalurus punctatus (channel catfish), 3556 nucleotides. It is a transcript of the gene borcs7, whose product is annotated as BLOC-1 related complex subunit 7. The record is from RefSeq and is a predicted model, not a curated record. NCBI's taxonomy places the organism in Eukaryota, Metazoa, Chordata, Actinopteri, Siluriformes, Ictaluridae. Gene Ontology annotation, cellular component: BORC complex. The transcript is spliced from 5 exons. Bases 31 to 342 code for a protein of 103 amino acids.